Messenger RNA from Aethalodelphis obliquidens (Pacific white-sided dolphin), 985 nucleotides. It is a transcript of the gene PERCC1, whose product is annotated as proline and glutamate rich with coiled coil 1. NCBI's taxonomy places the organism in Eukaryota, Metazoa, Chordata, Mammalia, Artiodactyla, Delphinidae. The transcript has a single exon. Bases 188 to 985 code for a protein of 265 amino acids. The record is from RefSeq and is a predicted model, not a curated record.
CCGCCACAGUGCCCACCACCUCCGUCUCUCCAAAUGUCACCUGCCUCUGAGCUCAGCGCCCGCCCCAACCCUGCAGUGACUAUUCCCCUAGGAGGGCUGCGGGCCCUGACUGCUAACCUGUCCCCUCUCCACCUCCCUCCCCAGCUAGCGCCCAGUGCCCGAGAGCCCCCAGAAGCUCGGCGGAGAGAUGGCCGCGGGUGUGAUCUGGCCUCUCUGUGACUUCCGGCUGCCUCUGCCAUACCAUGGGCCCUUCCUGCCCUCAGACCCGGAGCCCCCAGACUCUUCUGAGGAGGAGGAGGAGGAGGAUGGGGAAGAGGAACUGGAGGUCGAGGGGCCAGAGGGCCACAGCCCGGCCCCCCAGAGCUCAGGUUGGGCCCCAGAAGUGGCCCCUCUGGACCCCGGUGGCCCUGAGACGCCGCUGCAGCUCCUGCGGUUCUCUGAGCUCAUCAGUGGCGACAUCCAGCGGUACUUCGGCCACAAGGACCGGGGGCAGGACCCCGACGCCUGCGACAUCUACGCCGAUGGCCACAUGGCCAGCAACUCAGCCAGGGAGCUCUCCUGCGCCAACCUUGUGCGCCUGGCCCAGGGCGAGGCCCCAGAAAAUGAGGCCACUGAGCCCGGGGUCUGCUCCCCUGGGGCCCCCGAGGGGCAGGCGUGCGGGCCGGGCCUCGGUGGGGAAGGGCUGCAGCCGCUGGGACCCCUGGCCGAGCUCUUCGACUACGGGCUGCGGCAGUACUUGGGACCCAGGGCCGCGGCCGGCCGCCGACUCAGGCUGGAGCAGAAGUACGGCCACAUCACCCCCAUGACCCAAAGGAAGCUUCCCCCCUCCUUCUGGAAGGAGCCGGCACCCAGCCCCCUGGGUCUGCUGCACCCCGGCACGCCUGACUUCAGCGACCUGCUGGCCAGCUGGUCAGCAGAGGCCGGCCCCGAGCUGCUGGGCUGGGGGGGCCAGGCCCUGGAGGGGGUGCAGCUGGCCGAGGCCUAG